This is a messenger RNA of Rotaria sp. Silwood2, 2394 nucleotides long. The record is from the annotation of a GenBank genome assembly. Lineage: Eukaryota; Metazoa; Rotifera; Eurotatoria; Philodinida; Philodinidae.
AUGAGUAUAUUUACAAAAGUCAGAAAUUCUUUAUUUGGUGCAAGCCAACCAAGAAAUCCUCAUUCGCUUGAAAAUCUAAAGUAUUUAUAUGGUGUCUUGCAACGAAAUGCAACUAUAUCUGAUGCUAAUCGUGAUUUACUGACUGAAACACUUCGAAGUAUUUCGGAAAUUCUUAUAUGGGGUGAUCAACAUGAUAGUUCUGUAUUUGAUUAUUAUCUUGAACAAGGAUUGUUAGCUUAUUUUCUUGAUUAUAUGCGUCAAAAAAAUGGACGUUUUAUAUGUAUACAAAUUUUACAAACACUUAAUAUACUUUUUGAAAAUAUUCGUAAUGAAACAUCAUUAUAUUACUUACUAUCAAACAAUUAUGUAAAUAAUAUUAUUUUACAUAAAUUUGAUUUUAGUGAUGAAGAAAUAACUGCAUAUUAUAUAUCAUUUCUUAAAACACUUUCAUUAAAAUUAAAUAAACAUUCAAUUAAUUUCUUUUAUAAUGAAAGAAAUAAUGAAUUUCCAUUAUAUGUUGAAGCAAUUAAAUUUUUUAAUCAUCCAGAAACAAUGGUUCGUAUUGCUGUACGAACAUUAACACUUAAUGUUUAUAAAGUACCUGAUCAAACUAUGCAUCGUUUUAUAUUGGAUUGUACAGCAACAGAAUAUUUUUCUAAUUUUGUUUGGUUUAUUCGAAAUCAUGUUUUAGAUUUCGAUAAUUUAAUAAGAAAUAAUCGAGAUAUUAAUAAUCGGGGUCAAUUAAUCAGUAGUUUAGAAGAAUAUUUGGAUCAUAUACAUUAUCUUCAAGAUAUUUUUUUACUUAAUGUUGAUAGUCUUAAUAAUGUUCUUAAAGAUCAAUUAAUGAAUCGAUUAUUGAUACCAGUUUAUAUAUUUUCAUUAAUUAAACGUGAUAAAUUUUCCCGAGUUAAAGAUCCACGAAUAAUGCUUGAUCAAUUAUCGAUACUCUUUCUUGUUGCCGAAGUCUUUCUUGUUAUUCACUUUCGACCUGUGGUUGAAGAAUUAGCUGAUAUUAUACUUUCAGCAGAUAUUGAAACAGUCGAAGCUAUUCAACAUCGUUACGGCGAACAAAUUUCAUAUAGUUUACCACCAACAGCUCUUGAAGUAUGCUUAGCUAAAUAUGAACUAAAUGAAGAAGGUGAUGAUAAUGCAAAUGAUUCAGAAGUUUCAUUAAAAGUCGUAGAUAUAAAUGAUGAAGAUGAACGACGUCAAUAUGAAGGUGAACGUACACGACUACGAUCUGCAUCAUCAGCUAAUCGUCAAACUAUUGAAUCAAAUAUAAAACCAAAAUCAUUAUAUGUAUCAAAUUGGACUGAUGAUGAAAAAUGUCGACGUAGUAAAAAUCCAAUGCGUUUGAGUGAUAGUCAAAUAGCUAAUAGACCGUAUUUUGAAACAUUAAUUAAAGUACUUGAAUGUAAUGAAAAUGAUCAAUUAUGUUUCUAUGCUUUAAGUGUACUAUUAACUAUGACAACAAAUCCAUGUAUUGAUAGUGUUAUACUUGAAUCCGUUGGUUUAACAGUAAAAUCAUCGGAUAAAAGUUUUUAUAAUGUAUUAUUAGUUGAUAAACUUUGUGAUAUUCUUCAAUCAGCAACAAUACGAGAUUCAAAUAUUCGUAUUGUAACAUUAAGUUUAGCAAUAUCAUUAUUAAAAAAACUUGUUUAUAAUGAAGAAAAUAAAAUAUCUUAUUUAUCUAAUCAUAAUAUGUUACGAAUUGAUCAAGCACGUAAACAAGCAACAGAAGAUUUAAGACAAUAUUAUCCACAACAAGAACUUUUACUUGAUAUGUUUGAAGAUGAAUAUCGACAAACACAAUUAAAUCCAAUGCGUAUUGAAUAUUUACUUAAAGAUUCAUGUAUGUUAUUUCAACCAACAACAACACCAUUGAGUGGAGUUGAAUUUAUAAAACGUUUGCCAUCGGGUGAUAUUGAAAGAGCUCGACGAUCAAUACGUGUAUUUUUUCUUAUACGAGCAUUAUUUCUUGAAUUGAAUUCAACAAUCGAAACAGAAUUACCAUUAACAAAACCAGAAAAUUUAUUCAAACCAAAUGAUAAACUCGAUUUAAAUAAUAGUGAUUUAAUUGCUUGUACUGUUCAUAUGAUAGAAAGAAAAGAUCGUCGAUUUCUUGUCAUUGAUCAAAUGCAAUUUAUUCUUAUUGAACCUGAUAUCAAAAGAGUUGGUUGGGGUAUCGUCAAAUUUUGUGAUCUAAUGCAAGAUGUUGAAGUUGCAAAUGAUAAAGAAGAUAGUCGUUCUUUGCAUAUAACAAUUCAUAAACCAGUCAAUAAUAUUUAUGUUAAAACAAGUCCACCAAUUCUUAAUGCAAAAUUUACAUUUGAUGAUCAUAUUCGUUGUAUGACAGCUAAACAAAAUUUAAUCAAAGGUCGUCAAAGGUAUUAA